Molecule: messenger RNA, 1151 nt
Organism: Danio rerio (zebrafish)
Lineage: Eukaryota; Metazoa; Chordata; Actinopteri; Cypriniformes; Danionidae
Gene: tnni4b.3
Product: troponin I4b, tandem duplicate 3
Cellular component (GO): troponin complex
Source: RefSeq, marked provisional
AAAACAAAGUCACACUUCCAUCAUCUGAGUCUUCAGAAACAAAACAAACAUGUCUGAAUCUACCCCGAGAAGUAAGCCCAAGAUUACAGCAUCUCGACGGCUGUUUUUAAAAACCAAAAUCUUGAAGAAGGCGAGCACAUUGCUUGAGGAGGAGAAAGAGCAGAAAAGGCUGGACAGAGAGCAAACCCUUAGUGAAAAAGGUCCUCCUCUCAAACUCUCCGGACUGUCGGUUCAGGACUUACAGAAUUUAUGCAAAGAACUGCACCAAAAAAUCGAUGUAGUUGAUGAGGAGCGAUAUGAUGUUCAAUCUAAAGUUACCAAAAAUGAAAAAGAGAUUGUAGAUUUAAACCAUAAAAUCUUCGAGCUGAAGGGUAAAAUGAAGAGACCUGCCUUGAAGAGAGUGCGAGUGUCUGCUGAUGCCAUGUUGGGAGCUCUGCUCGGUGCCAAACACAAAGAGUCCAUUGACUUUAAAGCAAACCUAAAGACAGUGAAGAAAGAAGAGGAAAAGAAAGAGGAAGUGACCGACUGGCGUAAAAAUGUCGAUGCGAUGUCAGGCAUGGAAGGCAGGAAGAAGUUGUUUGCUGGACCAAGUGCCUAAUACAUUUUUAAACAUGUAUUAUACCAUAUGUUAAUAUAAAACAAGACAACUAGUUAAGCAAUAAUUACUGCUAUUUAAAUGACCCAUUGACUUCCACACUAGGAAAAACAAAUACUAAGGAAGUACAGUAAAUGGUUAAAGGUUUCUGAGAUUUUUAAAUACCCUAUUUUGUGUUUUAAAGAAUAACAAAACUCAUAAAGGCUAGAAAUAAGUAGCCUAAAGUGAGUAAAUGAUGACAUAGAUGUGUGUUUGUGUGUGUGUGAGGGGGGUGGGGGGGGGGGGGGGGGGGGGGUUGGUUGGUAACUAAUUAUAUUGGUUUUAUUGCAUUUACAGCUGGCUGAAUGAAACAAUUAUAAGCUGUUAUCACGCUGUUUACAGCCCAAAUACUCAUAAACAUACACAUAUAAAAUAUGUAUUUAUUUUAAUAUAUGAUUAUUAUAGAAUUGCACUUGUCAUUUUAUAAUAAUAAGUAUAUUGUAAUGAUAGUUAUAUAUGUGCUACUGCUAACUUGUAUGAAUAUUUAAUAACAAUAAAACUAUCAUGUGUUUUGGUU